Molecule: messenger RNA, 1638 nt
Organism: Gastrolobium bilobum
Lineage: Eukaryota; Viridiplantae; Streptophyta; Magnoliopsida; Fabales; Fabaceae
Product: lipid phosphate phosphatase delta
Exons: 8
Coding region: 180-1412 (410 amino acids)
Cellular component (GO): endoplasmic reticulum membrane
Molecular function (GO): sphingosine-1-phosphate phosphatase activity
Source: RefSeq, a predicted model, not a curated record
UAUUUAUAGAGAAAAGUAAAUAAAGUUGAAUAUAAGCUAAUACCGUUUCUUUCAACUUCAUUGUCCAGUUUUGAUUCAGCCAGGUGGUUAAUAUUUGUGUUCCGGCGACUCUUGUUUGUUCAUCAUUGUUUCGGUUCCUCUCUUUCUCUGUUCCCAAAGAGGCAAAAGAGGGAAGAAGAAUGGAGGGGGCAGGUGCAGGUGCAGGUGCAGAUACAGUAGUGUGGCAAGGUGCGUUUCUGGGUGGAAUAGUCUUAUGGGUUGUCUCUGCUUCAUAUCUCAAUGUCACUCGCAUGCUUAGAUCUUUCCUGCAACCUUGGGUGUGUCACCAUGUUGACACUGGAAUCCCUAUUAUCCUCCAGAUCCAGAAUUACCGGCUUGGAUUCCUGGAUGCUCUUUUCUCUGGGUUGUCUUGUGUUGUUUCUGUGCCCUUUUACACUGCUUUUCUCCCUCUGCUAUUCUGGAGUGGUCAUGGCCAAUUGGCGCGGCAGAUGACGUUGUUGAUGGCGUUUUGUGAUUAUAUCGGGAACUGCAUAAAGGAUGUGGUUUCAGCUCCAAGACCCCGUUCUCCACCUGUCAAGAGAAUAACUGCUACAAAAGAUGAAGAAGAUAAUGCUUUAGAAUAUGGACUGCCUUCUUCUCACACACUUAAUACAGUUUGUUUAUCUGGCUACCUUGUGCACUAUGUCCUGACCCAUGCUGAAAUUCAAGGUGCCUAUGUUAAUUAUCUUGGAGUUUCUCUUGCUUGCUUGAUUGUGGCCCUCAUUGGUUUUGGAAGAAUUUAUCUUGGCAUGCACAGUUUGGUUGAUAUUCUUGUUGGCUUUUUUAUUGGACUCGGCCUUCUUGCAUUUUGGCUUACAGUUGAUGAAUACAUAGACAGUUUUGUGAUCUCAGGACAAAAUGUUACAUCUUUUUGGGCUGCCUUGAGCUUCCUAUUGCUUUUUGCUUAUCCAACUCCUGAACUUCCAACUCCAAGCUUUGAGUAUCACACUGCUUUCAACGGUGUUGCAUUGGGAAUUGUCGCUGGGGUACAGCAAACAUACCAUCAAUUUCACCAUGGCUCUGUUCCUCGUUUAUUCUCACCAGAACUGACAAUACCUGUAUUUAUGGGAAGAAUGCUGGUGGGAAUACCUACAAUUCUGAUUGUGAAAUUCUGCAGCAAGGCUCUGGCAAAAUGGACAAUUCCUAUGGUAGCAAACACCUUGGGCAUCCCAAUAAAAUCAACCAGCUAUAUCCCCACAUUGAAUAUGACGGGGAAAAAGUCCGAUAAGCUUAAACAAGGUUACUUGCAAAAGCUCCUUUCCCGGCAUAAGGCUUUCGAUGUUGAUACCGGAAUUAGAUUUCUUCAAUAUGCAGGCCUUGCGUGGUCUGUGGUCGAUCUAGUGCCAUCUCUUUUUUCAUACAUGAGCUUGUGAUGUGGAGAUAUGCUAACUAUAAUAUCAAAUUUUUGUACAGCAAGAGAUCAAGAACAAUAGAUCUUUCUUCCACGUGAAAUUUCAGCUUAUUGUGCAUUGCUUUCCAAGUAGGUUUCACAAAUUGAUCCACGUUUUUGCAAUCUCCACGCACCAAAAAAAAAGUACAAACCUUGCUUUAGCCUUCAUUCAGAUUAAUUUUUCUGUAAUUUAUCUCAUGCUUAUAUUA